CGGAGGUGAGUUGACCGAAAAUUUGCACGUCUCAUGAUUGUACCUGUGAAAUUGUUCCGACACUCCAGUCAGGUCGUUGAUGUUCUGCGCCUUCUUACAGUGAACGACAUUUGCUCAAGCGCCCAAAUCUUGAGACCGAAACGAAAUUGUAACGUCGAAUGUUUGCAGACUAGGACGACUUUUCUUGUUCAGAAGCGGUUGCAUUGUCACAUCAGACAAGGCGAGAGUCCCUCUCAUCACAACUCGGGAAUCAAGCCGAUACGGUCUCAUCAGAAGCGGGUCUACUCGGUAUAUCGGUCAGGAGAAAGUUGCCGCGAUUCAAUGGCAGACGGGAGCGCUCUUCCUCCACCUAGGGGGAUCAAUGGCGGGGAGAGUGGUUAUGAGUCUGGCGUCAGCUCUGAGCGUGCAGAACAACCUCCUUCACGUCUCGAAACCACAGGCAAUAAUGGAGUAGAGCAGCAGCAGCAACAGGAAGACCAGGAACAAGAGCAGUCCAAGCUCUCCAAGAACCAGCUCCGCAAACUCAAGCGCAAAGCUCAAUGGGAAGAAGCGCGCGAAGAGCGCAAGCACAAACGCAGGGAGAAGCGCCAUGAACGGGCCGCCCGCCGCCGCUCCGAGAAGGAAACUCUCCUUGCCGAUGCUGCCGCGGCCGGCCUCGAUCCAGCCACCGUUCUUCCCGCCAAACCUAAGCCUGUCGCCGGCACGCGGGUUCCUGUCGCCCUCAUCCUCGACUGCGACUUCGAGGAAUACAUGCGCGAGAACGAGCUCAUCUCCCUGGCCAGCCAAGUCACACGGUGCUACAGCGACAACCGACGAUCCCCGGUCCAGACGCACCUGUACAUCAGCUCGUACAAGGGCAAGCUGCGUGAGCGCUUCGAGACCACCCUGAAAAGCCAACACGUGCAUUGGAAGGGCGUCAAGCUCGUCGAAGGAGACUACGUCGAGGCCGCACGCGACGCGGCGGAAGCCAUGCGGGGCCCCCACGGCGGUGAGGUCAUCGACGUUCUCAAGGGCGACGACGGCAAACCGGCAUUGCGACGGGAUGAAACGGAUCCGACCCCCCAGGCCGAGCCGGAGCCGGAGCCGGAGCCGGAGCCGACGGAAGAAGAACUCAAAUCCAUCGUCUACCUGUCGGCCGAGUCGCCUAACACCCUGGAUCGUCUGGAGCCCAACACUAACUACAUCAUCGGAGGACUUGUGGACCGCAACCGGGAAAAGGGCCUGUGCCACCGGCGUGCACGGGAAAGGGGCAUUCGCACCGCCAAGCUCCCCAUCGGCGAGUAUCUUCAGAUGGCCAGCCGGCGAGUGCUCGCCACCAAUCAUGUCGUCGAGAUCAUGCUCAAAUGGCUCGAGCUGGGCGACUGGGGCAAGGCGUUUCUGGAAGUCAUCCCCAAGCGCAAGGGGGGCGUUCUCAAGGGGACUGCAACGUCAGAGGCGGGCGAUGCCAGCAUUGCUGACGCGGACGAUAGCAGGUUUGACGAGGAGGCGGACGAAGAUAUAGAUGCGAGACACACUCUCACCGAGGGUGUGCAGCCGGCCAUGGAGCCUGCGAACGGCGCAGGUGGUGUACAAAAGACAACGGCGACAGACUCAUGGCCGAUAAAAAAAUCAUGAGAGAUAUAUACCAACCCAAAUAUCCAGUACUACAUACGUACAUGCUAUCUAACCAUAGUGAGCCUG
Molecule: messenger RNA, 1680 nt
Organism: Sodiomyces alkalinus F11
Lineage: Eukaryota; Fungi; Ascomycota; Sordariomycetes; Glomerellales; Plectosphaerellaceae
Exons: 1
Coding region: 322-1614 (430 amino acids)
Biological process (GO): tRNA N1-guanine methylation
Cellular component (GO): nucleus
Molecular function (GO): tRNA binding
Source: RefSeq, a predicted model, not a curated record